AUGCAGCGGACGUCGUCGAAUGCGUCUGAGUUCUGGACUACGAUUGAACUGCUGGCUGGGAGAGACCGACGGAGAUCGACCGGCGAUAUCGAAGAUGAUCUCGAUCCCAUCGUCAGAGUUGCCUCCGCUCUCAGCACGGAUGUCGAAGGUGUUAGUAAUUACUCAUGUGAUUCUGAGACCUCAUUAAGCAGUCAUUAUCACUCAAUGUCGAAGCACGGCAAAGGUCUCAACUAUGACACGGCGUCAAAAGUACUAAAAGUUUACGGCGAGGGCGCCAGGCGCUGGUUUCGGCAGUGCUCUGCCAAAUUGUUAUUCAAAACGAGUACCCAAAGUCGAGAGCGGUCGCGCUUCGCGCACCCCCACGUUCGUGCCCGCUUGGAGAAGCAUAUGGGUUCGAAUCUGGUGCGGCUCACAGACAAGAACUACAUGACCGAGCUGGAAGAAAGAAUACGCGCUGUCAAUGAGGAAAAUCUCAACAAGAGGAUAUCUAGUCGUGUCCUCGAUGAAAUGGAACGACUGAAGCGCCUGAUUCUCGUCGGAAAAACGCCACUUAAAGAAUGCCCCCCAGAACUGUUCCACCAUCCCGUCUUUGUGUUUUGGAGAAUGGUAAACCGGGAGGUGGCAAAGGCGUCGAAGAAAAGAGCCGAUGCGUAUUACAGGAAACUGAAGUCGUCGCAAAAGUUUGAACAGUCACCAGAGGAAGAAGCAGAACCUGAAGUUUUGGAAGAAGAAGGUGAACAAUUAAGCGCUGAGCAGCUGUUAGCCAAAUGCCGUGCUGAGCUUGAAGAUCUAAAGCAGGCUGACAUUGACAAGGGAGUAAGAUUCACUGACGAACAGUUUGCCCUUCUUAAGUAUGAGACAAAUGAUGUGAAGACUCUGAAAACUCUAACAACCGUCGAAGAACUAUAUGCCUUGGCUGACAAAAUCAUUGGAACUAAACGAGUGUAA
Molecule: messenger RNA, 948 nt
Organism: Leptosia nina
Lineage: Eukaryota; Metazoa; Arthropoda; Insecta; Lepidoptera; Pieridae
Source: the annotation of a GenBank genome assembly